Messenger RNA from Gastrolobium bilobum, 2003 nucleotides. Its product is annotated as phosphoribosylaminoimidazole carboxylase, chloroplastic-like. The record is from RefSeq and is a predicted model, not a curated record. Gene Ontology annotation, biological process: 'de novo' IMP biosynthetic process. Lineage: Eukaryota; Viridiplantae; Streptophyta; Magnoliopsida; Fabales; Fabaceae. Gene Ontology annotation, molecular function: phosphoribosylaminoimidazole carboxylase activity; ATP binding; metal ion binding. The transcript has 16 exons. Gene Ontology annotation, cellular component: chloroplast. Bases 1 to 1890 code for a protein of 629 amino acids.
AUGCUUCACACUCUGCGCAUAGUGUGGUCGGGACACACCACUUCACCUUUUGUCUCCAGACGUUAUCAUCCCUUUACCAAUACAACUUCACUCGGCUUCUAUACGGAGCAAACUCCUUCCUUAUCUCCGUUAAAGCUAAAACACUGUCACCUCCUUUGUCAAGCAUCACAGGAUGCAGUUCCUCUAAGGAAUGAUGAAUUACUUGUCCAUGAACCAUCUGAAAUGAUUGUUGGGAUUCUGGGAGGAGGUCAACUCGCUCGCAUGCUAUGUGAAGCUGCUUCUCCAAUGGGAAUUAAAGUCAUGGUUUUAGAUCCACGGGAGAACUGCCCGGCGAGUUCACUGUGUUAUCAUCAUAUGGUUGGAAGCUUUGAUGACAGCACUACAGUUGAGGAAUUCGCCAAGAGAUGUGGACUACUAACUUUUGAAAUCGAACAUGUUGAUGUUGCUUUGCUGGAAAAACUUGAGAAACAAGGAGUUAAUUGCCAACCCAAAGCCUCCACUAUCCGAAUUAUUCAGGAUAAGUAUCAGCAGAUGGUUCAUUUCUCUCAGCAUGGCAUUCCGCUUUCUGACUUUAUGCAAAUAGGUGAUCUUGAAGGUGCAAAGAAAGUAGGGGAACUCUUUGGCUAUCCUCUUAUGAUCAAGAGUAGGAGAUUAGCUUACGAUGGGCGGGGAAAUGCUGUUGCUAGUAGUGAAGAGGAACUUCCUUCUGCUAUAGAUGCUCUUGGAGGAUUUGAUCGUGGUUUAUAUGUUGAAAAAUGGGCACCUUUUGUCAAGGAACUAGCUGUCAUUGUGGUGAGGGGAAGAGAGAAUUUGAUUUCAAGCUAUACUAUUGUUGAAACUAUUCAUAGGGACAACAUAUGCCACAUAGUUAAGGCUCCAGCUAAUGUGCACUGGAAGAUUCGGGAGCGGGCUACGGAAAUUGCUUGCAAUGCUGUUAACUCUCUAGAUGGUGCUGGUGUGUUUGCAGUUGAAUUGUUCUUGACUAGGGAUGGGCAGAUUUUAUUAAAUGAAGUAGCGCCUAGACCUCACAAUAGUGGGCAUCACACAAUUGAAUCUUGUUAUACAUCACAAUUUGAGCAACAUUUGCGGGCUGUUCUUGGUCUUCCCCUUGGUGAUUCAUCAAUGAAAGCUUCAGCUGCUGUCAUGUACAAUAUAUUAGGCGAAGAAGAGGGGGAGCCUGGUUUACGUUUAGCUCGUCUAUUGAUCAAUAGGGCACUGACCAUCCCUGGGGCUAAUGUUCAUUGGUAUGAUAAGCCAGAAAUGAGAAAACAAGGGAAGAUGGGCCAUAUCACUGUUGUUGGGGAUUCCCUAGCCGAUAUUGAAAGCAAUCUUACUGUAAUGGUGGAAGGGAAAAGAUUAGAUGACAAGACUGGAGUUGCUCCACGUGUGGGGAUCAUAAUGGGUUCUGAUUCAGAUAUACCUGUGAUGAAAAGUGCUGCUGAAAUCUUGGAGAAGUUUGGUGUGCCUCACGAGGUAAAAAUAGUUUCAGCGCACCAGACUCCAGAAAUGAUUAUUUCUUAUGCCUCCUCUGCUCACGACCGAGGCAUACAGGUUAUUAUUGCUGGUGCUGGUGGUGCAGCUCACUUACCCGGUAUGGUUGCCUCUCUUACUCACUUGCCUGUGAUUGGUGUUCCUGUGAGUGCUUCUUUCAUGGAAGGACUUGAUUCACUUUUAUCGAUUGUCCAGAUGCCAAAAGGUGUCCCAGUUGCCGCAGUUGGAAUUAAUAAUGCGACUAAUGCUGGAUUAUUGGCAGUGCGGUGUUUGGGUAUUGCCAAUGAUAAUCUUCGGUUAAGGAUGAUUCAAUACCGAGAGGAACAAAAAGAAAACGUCUUGAUGAAAGGAGAUAAAGUAGAAAAACAUGGUUGGAAAUCCUACUUAAAUGGUACUUAGUUUAACCUAUUUAUUUGGUGAUUCUUUUUAAGGUCUAUUCCCAUUGGUGGAGGACUACAAAUUUUCUAUAGACAACAGGAUUUCAUAUGGAGCGUGUUUAGAGAUGGGAUGUU